AUGGCGGAACGAACAGAGCAUGACUAUAAUUACGACUCCAGCGAGGAAACGGGCUCCCAUAAUGAGACUCACUCGAUAAGCAACGAACACCACGAGAUCAACGAUAAUGCCGAGCCAAUUGCAGCACUGGAGAAACAAAGCACCGCAGCAUCAGGCCGCUCAGUUUUCGAGGAGCGCGCACAAUCAGUAGUAUCGCGCAUUCGAAGUCGAGACCCAGCUCAGAUCGCCAAGUUCACACACCCUCUUUCGAACACUAAGACCAGCACAGAGUAUAUUGUCGACUUUGAUGGCCCCGAUGAUCCUUAUAGACCGAUGAAUUGGUCAUUCACCAAGAAAGCCGUUGCGACUAUUCUAUACGGAAUGACAACUAUGGGCACGACGUGGGCGAGUUCCAUUUUCUCUACGGGUACAGACCAAGUUGCGGAUGAAUUUGGUGUAUCGACCGAGGUAGCGACGCUGGGAACUUCUUUGUUACUUUUCGGGUUGGGUCUGGGCCCGCUGAUCUGGGCUCCGUUGUCGGAGGUUUAUGGGCGUAAGCCUGCCGUGCUAGCGCCGUACUUUAUCGCGGCCGUUAUGUCAUUCGGAACAGGUGCUGCGAAGGAUUUACAAACUAUUAUGUUGACUCGAUUCUUUACGGGCUUCUUUGGUGCAGCGCCUGUUACUAAUACUGGUGGUGUGUUGAGUGAUGUUUGGUCGGCUGAGCAGCGUGGAGCUGCGAUUGUUGGUUAUGCGAUGGCUGUCGUUGGUGGACCUGUUUUGGGACCUAUUGUUGGUGGUGCUAUUUGCCAAAGCUACUUAGGUUGGCGAUGGACACAAUAUCUUACUGGUAUCAUGAUGAUGUUUUUCCUUGUACUGGAUCUUGUCUUUAUUGAUGAGAGUUACCCACCGGUUCUCCUGGUCUACAAGGCCCGUCGUCUACGUUUCGAAACCGGAAACUGGGCUCUGCACGCUCGACACGAAGAAUGGGAUGUCACAUUCAAAGAGCUCGGUAACAAAUACCUUAUCCGCCCAUUCGCUCUUCUCGCCACACCAAUUUGCUUCCUGGUAGCUCUAUACGCCUCAUUUGUCUACGGUAUUCUCUACCUCAGUCUCGCCGCUUUCCCAAUCGUCUUCCAAGAAAUUCGUGGCUGGAACCAAGUCGUCGGUGCCCUCCCUUUCCUUGCCUAUCUAAUCGGUAUCUUCAUCGGUGCUGGAGUCAACCUCUCCAACCAGCGUUUCUACAUCAAACGCUUCAAGGCGAAUAACAACCGCCCCGUUCCUGAAGCUCGUCUCCCACCCAUGAUGAUCGGUUCCAUUCUCUUCGCAGCUGGCAUGUUCGUCUUUGGUUGGACUAGUCCAAAGGAUAUCCACUGGAUUGCGCCAAUCAUUGGUGCCGUGAUGAUGGGUUUCGGCUUCUUCACUAUCUUCCAGGCUGCACUCAACUAUCUCGUUGAUACCUUCCAGAAAACCGCUGCGAGUGCCAUCGCCGCGAACACUUUCCUGCGUUCAAUUUUCGCGGGUGCAUUCCCACUCUUCACGAAUGCCAUGUUUCAUAAUCUUGGUGUUCCGUGGGCAGCCAGUACCCUGGGUUUCAUCGCUAUAGCCUUGAUUCCAAUUCCGUACUUGUUCUAUACUUACGGAAAGCGGAUUCGUGCUCGUGGAAAGUGGUCUGCUGGUUCGGUUUAG
This is a messenger RNA of Penicillium malachiteum, 1665 nucleotides long. Its product is annotated as MFS transporter. Bases 1 to 1665 code for a protein of 554 amino acids. The record is from RefSeq and is a predicted model, not a curated record. Gene Ontology annotation, biological process: transmembrane transport. Lineage: Eukaryota; Fungi; Ascomycota; Eurotiomycetes; Eurotiales; Aspergillaceae. Gene Ontology annotation, molecular function: transmembrane transporter activity. The transcript is spliced from 2 exons.